AUGGCGACAUCCGCAGCGUCGCCCUCACCUUUGCGGUUGAGCGCCGUCACGCCCGGAGGCACGCCCCCGCCGGGGACGGUGCGGGCCAAGAUUUCGCAGCUCAAUGCCUCCUCAUCUUCGAUCGACACAUCCGGCGGACCCCGGUCGCGGGCCUCCUCUGUCUCCUCGCCCGGUGGUGUACCCGUCACCCCGCCCCCCGCGACCACCAACAUGGUGUCCCAACGCGAUACUCCGAACCUGAGCGAUUCGAGUCACCUUCGCAUCAACACAGGGGGUUCCAUCAAGACGCCACGACUGGAAAAGGAUGUACGGCUGGUGGUGGACACGAGGCUCAGGCAACACUUGUCCAACCUCUACAAAGCGGAAAAGGAUGUGUCCAGCGCAGACGAUGUCUCCGAUACGGAGAAGCUGCUGGCAGUGAUGCAUUCCAAGAACGUCAACUUCACCCAGGAGGCAAUCAAGAUCAUCAUCCAUCUCAUGGCUCUCGAGGAGAACCAGCAGGCCAUCGGCAGGAGCGUGUUGAUCCUGGAGCUGAUUCGGAGCCUCUCUGCGCCACAGGACGCCAUUCGCACCUACGCCGCGUGGGCUCUCUCCAACUUCUCCUCCAACGAGAGCAACCACAAAGCCAUCCACGAGGUGGGUGGUAUCAAGGCUCUGCUUUCGCUUCUGACUUCGUCCUCCGAGGAUUCCCUCAAGCAGGCCCUCUCCGCGCUCCUCAACAUAUCCUCCAAUCCCAUGUUUGUCGAAACGAUACGAAAGAGCGGAGGCAUGCGCGAGAUGAUCCGCCUGCUGGAGUACUCUGGCAACGCGGCCGACGCGAUCAUCCCGCUCACGCUCAUGGUGUUCAUCAACUUGGCGACCAACGAGAAGAACAUGGAGAUGUUCGGGGACGUGGGCGGCUUCCCUCCGCUCAUCAAGCUGCUCCACCACCCCGUGUUCAGCAUGGACGCCAUGCCCUUCCUCAUCGCUCUCCUGAACAAUCCGCGCCGGGUGAGCCAGUUCAUCGCGGCGGAGGGCCUGCGGCCGCUCUUUGAUUUCGUUUCGCGAGCGCCUGCGCGGCAGGAGGGCAAGUACGACAACUCGCUCGAGCACUGCCUCCUCGCGCUCCACCACCUCCUCAGCAACGAGGACUACGUGCGAAUGAUCGGGGAGCGGAACUUUGUGUUGCCUCUGACGGCGCUCUUGGACGGGCGGCAGGACCCUCGCAUCCUCGUUCUCGUCGUCGAGAUCAUCGACACUCUGCUCGACUCUGAUGAACGGAAUGGCACGCAGCUGGUGACGGCGGCGGGCAUCGAGCGACUGGUUGCCCUCCUGCCGGCCAAGCGACCCAAGAGAACACUGACAGUUGUCGUCGACAAUGCGCUCCUCCUGCUCACGGGGCUUCUCGAAACCAAUGAUAACAACCAGGAGCAUCUGCUCGACCGCGGAGUGGUGCCGGCCGUCGCCGGAGUCAUGUCGUGGGCCACCAACGAGACCCUCGAACACGCGCUCCAUCUCAUCGCUCUGCUCACAUCAGGGGUCAACGGGCAGGUGGUGUACGACGAGAUAGUGAAGCCGUGGCCCCAGGUGCUGCCGCGCCUUCUCCAAAUGCUCAACGCCGACCCUGCAAACAAGCGAGCGGCCCCUGUGCCCGACUCCACGCGGAUUAAGAUCGCCCUCUGCUUUUCGGCCCUGCUCGGCCACAUCGAUUGCCACAUGGACCUGGUGGAGCUCGAGGUGGUGGGCCACUUCAUCGACCUCCUUGCCUCGCCCAACCAGCGCCUCCAGUUCUACGCCAUCACCGCCCUGCGCAACCUGUCCACCUACUACGCGUCGGUGCGACGAGAGAUACAACACCUCGACGGACUCGGCGAGCUGCUGGCGUUGGUGCACGGCCCCAACCGAGCGGCCGUGUCCGUUGCCCGACUCGAAGCGAUGCGCACCAUCGCCAACCUCUCUGUCACCGAUGACCCGAUCGACCUACAGGAGUUCUGUGACACGAGCGUGCCGGUGCUGCUAGCUGUGCUCGCCACUCCUCCGCCCUCGAGGGACGACAUCACGCGAGCCGUGGCCAAGCGGAAGCAGAGGCUCUCGAGCGGCUCCCAGCAGGACCCCAACUGCAACAAGAUCACGUCCCUCGAGAUGCAGCAGGUGCGCGAGCCGAGAAAGGGCCGCGACGGCUCGACCAUCUCGACCCCGCCGCCCCACGACCUCGGCAGCGGAAGCCACAUCGGAGGCGGGAACGCGGGGAAUGCGGGCAACUCUGGGACCAUGCUGGUCCGCGCUGCGCGGCUGACGGGCGCCAACAGUUCGCUGAACACCAACGGCCGCGGCAGCCGCGUGUCGAACAUGGAGAGCCUCGGCAGCGGCGACCUCGAGACUCGUAUCGGCAACGUGGGCACUGUGGGCAUCAGCGGCAGCGGCGGCAGUCGCAUCAUCGCCGUCAACUCGGGCGCAUCGAUCGGCGGGCUGGGCAGUCAGGACGACCAGGAGGAGGACCGGAUGCUGGAGGAGCGCGUGUUCCAGACCAAGUGGGAGAACGACUGUCUCAUCAAGGCCUACACUGCCAUCACCCUCCAGAACCUCUCCAUCGAAGCCGACUUCGUGGACGUGGUACACUCGGCGGGCGGGCUGGGCGUGGUGAUGGAGUACCUGCUGGGUUCCAGCUCGCCGCGCCUCCAAUACGAGGCCGUCCGGCUCUUGACCGUGUGGGCAGCGCAGGAUGCCAACCGGAUGGCGUUCCAGGAGAUGGGAGGCAUCCAACGUCUGGAGCAGGCAUUGGCUUCGUUCCAGAGCUCGCCCGUGCCCAACGACGCGCUGAUAAUGUGCACCCAGAUCGCGCUCAAUACCAUGAGCAUUCCCCCCGUGGAGCUGUCCGAGCGGAUGAUGUCGCUCGACGACGACGAUGACUCUGGCAUCAUCGGCUGGGAACCGGAAACGGCCAUUCUGGACUACAUGCGGCAGGUGGAGCACGCCAUUCGGGCCAUCGAGCUGUCGAACCCGCUCGAGUCCUACCACUCGCACUCGCUGCCCACCUCGCCCAAGGACUCGGUCACCAAGUCGAGCCGCUACUCGUCGCAGCCCGUCACCCUGCGGCGCUCCGUGCGGCAGCGGGAGCGGUUCGACAAGUACCAGCGCGGCGGUAUCAAGGACGCCAGCAUCUUCGCCCAGCCCAGUGCGGUGGACGAGGUGGCGGACAAGGACCAGACGGCCGCGGCCAAGGUGGUGGGCUGGCGCGAGGAGGCCGGCAUAUCUCGGUUGCUCGAGAGCAGCGGCCCCGCCGCGGUGCCGCCCUCGCGGCUGCUGUUCGAUCAGAUGGAGGAGAUGCGCGAUCGGAUGACCGGCAAGCCCGGCGUGGGGGAUCUGACCUCCCUGGCACCGCUCUCGCCGAGUCGCGGCAGUCGCUCGCGCGGCAGUCGAGCGGCGGAGCGGAGGGAAAAGAACGAAGACGGCAAGGCGUCAAAGAGCGAAGCGGCGGCGGCGAAAAAGAACGAAGACGAAAGCGCGAUCGGCGAGACGGAAGCGAAGGCGCCCAAGCGGAGGGGCUCGUUCCGACAGCUCAGCAAGCAGUUCAGUGCCACGCUCAAGAAGGUGCAUCAGACCACCAAGAAGGCCAAGACCGACGCCGACAAAGGCAACGGCGACGACAAAGACAACAAGAAGGAGAAGGAAAAGAAAAAGAAGAAAAAGAAAAGGAGCGACAAGGAGAAGGAGAAGAGCACGAAGAAGAAGGAGAAGGAGAAGGAGAAGAGCACGAAGAGGAAAAAGAAGAAGGCGGCGAAGCAGAAGUCAAGCGGUGUCCGGGGCAAACCCGACGGGCUCGGUGAUGGGAAGGAGGCCUACAAGUGGUCGGUGGAAGAGGUGGGCGACUGGCUCGAGGAGAACUCGCUGGGCGAGCUGCGCCCGGUCUUCGCCCAGCACCACAUCGACGGCAAGGCGCUCAUGCAGCUCCACCACGCCGCCCUCUCGCGCAUGGGCAUCUUCUCCCAGCCCCUGUCGUCCGCGCUCUUGCAGCGACGCCGCAAGCUCCUGACCCGCUCCACCUCGCUCACCGCCCCGCCAUCGGACUCGUCGAUGGGCUCCUCGCUCUCGUCGUCGCGCUCCUACCCCAACCUUUCGUCGUCAUCGUCGUCGUCCGUGUCGGUCCACGCCCGCGACAAGAUCGUCAAGGACGAGGAGAAGCGGAAGCACAAGAAGAAGAGCAAGGACAAGGCGAAGGCGAAGGAGGAAAGCGGCGACAAGACAGAGAAAGCGAAGACGAAGCCGAAGCCGAAAGCGAAGGCGAAAAAGAGCGAAGGAGAGAAGGGAGAGGGAGAGGGUGCCGGCCACGAGCAGAAACAGGAGAAGCGGAGGAAGAAGGGCAGUUCCAAGAAAAAGAGGAGGAAGACCGCAGGCAAUGAUGGUGCCGCCGAGGGCGAAGAGGGCAGCACCACCACCACGACUGAGGCCGAGAGGGAGUCCAAGGUGGUCCCCCGCAAGGGCUCGGGCGACGUCGACAAGAAGAAGCCGGCUGCAGCCUCGACCAAGCCCAAAGUGUCAUCGCUACGCCGGCGACCGACCGGGCUGAGCGAGGACGGCAAGGGCAAGGAGAAGGCCGGCGACGUGGCUGGUGGGAACGGCGGCCGGCGCAAGGAGCUGCGGUUCGAGGGCAACGUGCUGGACGAGGACGAAGAGAGGAGCGCGAGUACGGCGUCAGAAGGCGGCAGUGAGCACCGGGGCAGUGGUCGCAAGCGAGGCGGCAGCAGCACCCGCCGCCGCAAGCAACGCGGGCGACAGCUGGCCGCCGCCGCCGUCGCUGGCGAGGAGACCGACGAGGACCAUCCUGAGCAACAAGCCAAGAGCCCGCGCGCCUCGGCCGGCGCGGCGCCUAGGGCCGCGGAUCCGAAGGCGCAGCCCAAGCAGGCCGGCUUCCUGCGGAGCAUCUCCACCAUCUUCCAUAUCCGAGGCAACAAGCACACUGCCAAGCAGCACGACCCGCACCACCUCGAUGCGGCCUCGUCGCAGCACUCGACUGCCAGCUCGGCCGUCGACGAGGUGGGCGACGGCGCUGCGGCCCAGUCCGCCGCGCAUGCCGGAGGCGAGGAGAAGAAGCGGGGCAGCUGGGUCCGGUCGGCGUUCCUGCGACGCGGCCGCAAGGGCGACGGCGGUGGCGAGGAGCGCAAGAACGCGAUCCGCCGCGGCUCCGAGGAGGAGGCCGAGCUGCGCAACAGCAAGGAGACGGCGCGCCGGCAGCAGAAGGAGCAGAAGCAGGAGCAGGAGCGCAAGAAGAAGCAGGAAAAGGAGAAGGCGAAGGAGCGAAACAAGCUGUCGCGCAAGAACUCCUCGCUCCUCAGUCGCAUGGCCGUCAGCACCAAACGCGGAAAUCAGGGGAGUAAGAAGACGAUGACCUUCUCACUCGAGGAGGACGUCAACUACGGCUCGACGACCGACACCACCACCACCCACUCCCACUCCCGCGGGCGAGGUGAUGAAGGCGACCUGCAGGACGAGGACGAUGAAGACGAGAUGGACAACAUCCGCCGGAAGCAGGGCACCCCGCGCGUCAACCUGCAGCGCGCGACCAGCGGCGACGAGCUGCUGCUGCCUCUCGACGGGGAGGGCUCCAUCGACCACGCCUCCUACUCCGAGACCGAGGAACAGGAGGUCGCCGACUACUCCGAGGUGGUGCAUCAGACGACGAUGGACAGCGGGUCGUAUCCGUCAACGCCCAAGAGGGGAUCGACCGCGCGGCCGCCCACGCGCCAGCAGCUGUUCUCCCUCACCACGGCCCGCCUGCAGGUCAUCACGCAACUGGGUCCGCACCGCAAGCGGCUGAUGCUCGACCUGCUCGAGACCGAACGGCGCUAUGUGGCGUUGGUCACCGUGCUCAUUCGCCAGUUCCUCAAGCCGCUCCUGCUCCUCACCUACACCGAGCAGGAGCAGUUCCUCACCGAGGAGGAGUUGCAUUCGAUCUUCCUCAAUAUCGGCCUGCUCCAUUCGUACAACCUGAUCUUCCUGAGCAAUCUCACCCAACGCGUCCACAGCUGGAGUGACUCGCAGCCGGUCGCCGACGUGUUCCUCAUGCUGUCGGACUUCCUUACGGCCUAUGGGGAGUACCUGCACAACUACGAGGCGGCUACGGCGCUGCUUCAGCACUGCCUGCAGGACCCGUCCUUCGACCAGUUCGUGAAGACCCUGGCGGCCUCGCCCGACUGCGAGGGGCUUGGACUGGAGGACUUCCUCAUCCUCCCCUACCAGCGCAUCACCGCCUACGCCCACAUCUUCAGGAAACUUGUGAAAUGGACAUGGGAGAGCCACGCAGACUACGGCGACAUCACUACGGUGCUACACACCGUGGAGAAGAUCAUCUCCUCCAACGUCCACCUCCGCCUGCUCCCCAGUCCGCAUGAAAAGGGCCAGGCUUCGCCCUCUACGCCACGAUCUCGUUAUACGAAGCUCAGUGCGCGUGAGGGGUUCCUGAAGCUCCUCGCCGUGCACGACAUCCUGCUGGGCUGUCCGAUCGUGACGCUGCUCGACGAGGCGGUGAAUCGCCAGCGCGGCUGGCUGUAUCUGUUCAACGACGCGCUACUCACCACCACCGAGAUCGAGAUCGCCAUCCGAAAGACGUUCCCUCUGCAGAACAAGGACGCGCAGGACUUCUGCUCCUUCAUUCCUUUGGAGGACAUCAUGACCAUCGACGAGGCCCGAGAGUACUCGACCAUCGUCAAGGUCACCUGCAAGGGGGGGCGGAUCAUAACGAUCAAGUUCGACUCGACGGAGAGCAAGUCGCUGUGGCUCGACCACUUCGUGGUGAUCGUCGCCGCCCACCGGCAGAAGACGGCGCGCUACAACCCGCCCGACGGCGUCGACCACCUACCGCCCCACUACGCGCCCGUGCCCCACGGCCUCGCCAGUGAGGAGAGCGAAUUCGAGUCGUAG
Acanthamoeba castellanii str. Neff is the source of this 6897-nucleotide messenger RNA. RefSeq names its product Armadillo/betacatenin-like repeat domain containing protein. The record is from RefSeq and is a predicted model, not a curated record. Gene Ontology annotation, molecular function: protein binding; guanyl-nucleotide exchange factor activity. The transcript has 31 exons. Bases 1 to 6897 code for a protein of 2298 amino acids. Lineage: Eukaryota; Discosea; Longamoebia; Acanthamoebidae.